AUGUCAUCUCAAGUGGAAAAAACAAAAAAACCAUUCGAUAAAAAAAAAUGGAGAACAAAAAAAUACAGCAAUAAACAAAAAUUACAAGAUUGGGAUGAGCGUCGCAAAAAGGCUGUAAUUCGUGAUUACUACAAAGAGUUAAACAAAUCUGGUACCGAGAGACCUUUGAAUACAUUAAAUGAUGAAGAUACCAAUCUAACUAAACAGCAAAAAAGGCCAAAUCCACAUAAAGAAGCACAAGAACGUUACAAUCAAAUUCAAGAAGAAAAGAAAGCUAGACGCUUUGAAGCAUCAAAAAAAAAAGAAGAAAUCCGACUAGCACUAGAAGAAUAUAAACAAAAAAAGAAGUUAAAAAAUAAAAAACUUGGAAAAAAAACAAGAAAAGGCCAACCGGUUAUGAAAGAAAGAUUGGAGCUAUUAUUAGAAAAAAUACAGGCUAGCGUUAAUACAUAG
Messenger RNA from Macrosiphum euphorbiae (potato aphid), 453 nucleotides. The record is from the annotation of a GenBank genome assembly. Lineage: Eukaryota; Metazoa; Arthropoda; Insecta; Hemiptera; Aphididae.